AGUCAGCGAGAGAGAGAGAGGGGGUAGAGAGAGAGAGAGGCUGGACUCCAUUAGUGUGAGGGAAAGUGUUCGGGACUCUUCGCCUCUCUCGUCCUCUUCUUCUUCGGGGAUUUCUCUGUGUUUUCCUCGCGGGACUCGGACUCAUACAUGGUUUAAAGAAGGUGGAAGUUGCAGUCGACGGGUUCAGAGUGUUUUUCUCUUCGUGAAGGAUGGCGCUGGACGGGAUCCGGAUGCCCGAUGGCUGCUAUGCCGACGGGACGUGGGAGCUGAAGAUGCAUGUCACCGACCUCCACCGGGACGUGUCGCUGAGGGUCACUGGGGAAAUCCACAUCGGAGGAGUCAUGCUCAAACUUGUGGAGAAACUAGAUGUGAAGAAGGACUGGUCAGACCAUGCUCUGUGGUGGGAGAAGAAGAAGACAUGGCUGUUGAAAACCCACUGGACAUUGGACAAGUACGGCAUCCAAGCCGACGCCAGGCUGCUCUUCACGCCGCAGCACAAACUUCUGCGCCUCCAGCUGCCCAACAUGAAGCACAUGAAGGUCAAGGUCAACUUCUCGGACCGCGUCUUCAAGAAUGUGUCCGACAUCUGCAAAACCUUCAAUAUUCGCCACCCAGAGGAGCUUUCUCUACUGCGUAAGCCCCGUGAUCCUAAGAAGAAGAAGAAAAAGCUGGAGGAGGCAGAGGAGGAGGAUCUUGAGCUGGAGGGACCACUGUUAACCCCCGGAUCAGGGAGCAUCUACUCCAGUCCGGGCUUGUACAGUAAGACAAUGACCCCCACCUACGACUCCAGGGACGGAAGUCCGCUGUCGCCCACCUCUGCCUGGUUCGGUGACAGCCCCUUGUCCGAGGGCAAUCCCAGCAUCCUCGCCGUCAGCCAGCCAAUCUCCUCACCAGACAUCCUGGCGAAAAUGUACAAGCCCCAGUCUCUGCUGGACAAAGCAAAAAUCAACCAGGGGUGGUUGGACUCAUCCAGGUCUCUGAUGGAGCAGGAUGUAAAGGAGAAUGAGGUGCUGCUGCUGAGGUUCAAAUACCACAGUUUCUUUGACCUCAACCCUAAGUAUGAUGCCAUCCGAGUGAACCAGCUCUAUGAACAGUCCAAGUGGGCCAUCCUGUUGGAGGAAAUCGAGUGCACGGAGGAGGAAAUGAUGAUGUUUGCUGCUUUGCAGUACCACAUCAACAAACUGUCAAUCAUGGCUUCAGACAACCACAUGAACAACAGUGAGAAGGAGGUGGACGAGGUGGAUGCAGCCCUGUCAGACCUAGAGAUCACGUUGGAAGGAGGGAAGACGUCCAACACACUGGGUGAUAUCACAUCUAUUCCUGAGCUAGCUGACUACGUCAAAGUUUUCAAACCCAAGAAACUGACGCUGAAGGGCUAUAAGCAGUACUGGUGCACAUUCAAGGAUAUCACAAUUUCCUGUUACAAGAGUAAAGAGGAGGCGCACGGGACACCUACUCUACAAAUGAAUCUAAGAGGUUGUGAGGUAACUCCAGAUGUUAACAUCUCUGGUCAGAAAUUCAACAUCAAGCUGCUAAUCCCUGUGGCUGAUGGCAUGAACGAGAUCUGGCUUCGGUGUGACACGGAGAAGCAGUACGCCCACUGGAUGGCUGCGUGCCGUUUGGCCUCCAAAGGGAAGACCAUGGCUGACAGCUCUUACAACCUGGAGGUCCAGAACAUUCUGUCCUUCCUGAAGAUGCAGCACAUGAACCCCGACCCUCAGUUCAUUGAGCCGAUCACAACCGACAUCAACCCGGAAUGCCUGGUGUCGCCGCGCUACCUGAAGAAGUACAAGAACAAGCAGAUUUCAGGCCGGAUCCUGGAAGCCCACCAGAACGUGGCCCAGAUGAGUCUCAUCGAGGCCAAGAUGCGUUUCAUCCAGGCGUGGCAGUCGCUCCCCGAGUUCGGAAUGACUCAUUUCCUCGCAAAGUUCCAGGGAGGAAAGAGGGAGGAGAUGAUCGGCAUCACCUACAACCGUUUGAUCCGGAUGGACGGCGGCACCGGAGAUGCCAUCAAGACCUGGCGCUUUAGCAACAUGAAGCAGUGGAACGUCAACUGGGAGAUCAAGAUGGUGACGGUGGAAUUCGCCGACGAGCCGAGCCUGUCGUUCAUCUGCGCCGAGGUGGACUGCAAGGUCGUCCACGAGUUCAUCGGCGGCUACAUCUUCCUGUCCACGCGCGCCAAGGACCAGAACGAGUCUCUAGACGAGGAGAUGUUCUAUAAGCUGACCAGCGGCUGGGUCUGAGCUGCACCCCCCCUCCACCCCCCCCUCCCGCCCUGAACAAGCCAGGGGUCAACGAUUGUGGGCCAGGGGGGGCCGGGAGGGGAGCGGUGGGAGUGGAACCACGUUGUAUGGGGUUUAUUUUAUUCUACUUUUCUCAGUCUUUUAAAGUUUUUUUUUUGGAGCUGUGCUGAAGAGUCCAGAGCCGUGCCGACAACCGUGUUCUCUGGUGUUUUGCCGACGAGGUCACAUGUUCUAACACUAAAUUGUGGUUGAAUCAGUUCAGACGAACUUUGAACUUAAACUCCUGUGGUUGAGCAGAAGCCUGUUUAACUAUGACCAUCCGCCACAUCCUCCACCUCCUCCUCCUGCUCCUCCUGGACCAACGGCCAUCAACUUAGCGUCCAUGACUUCCCUUUAAACACCAAAAUUAAUCCCAAAGAUCCUUUGAUUUCCUUUUUUCCUCUUCACUCUUUUUGUCUUUGCCUCUUUCUCUUCUAGAACCGGACUAAAGAGCUGACGUCAAACUGUCGUUGAAACAUGUUGUGAUUUAGUGCCACAGAUGCCCACAGUCAUAUCUAAUUAUUUAUCCUAGAACACGGACUUCCUCAGAGUCUGAUGAAGGGGGGGGGGGAUCUGUAAACAGCAGCGUACAUCCUAUCCGCUCUAUGAAGGGUUUAAUCUCUAUGACGUCACGUGAAAGCACUUCUACACUACACAGUCCUGAUUUGAAUAAGCUGUUUUUUUAUCUUAAAUGUCCUUUUUUUCUUUCGAUGUCUGUGUCUCCACAACCGGAGAGAGUCUAGUCCCUCCUAUGAACUGUCAUCAUAAACUCUGACCGGUGCGACACCGAGAGCCUCAGUUUAGUUUUUUGUAUUUAACGGACUGCUGAUGGUGAGCAUGUCUGGAAACACACUAUAGCUCAGUGCACUGUAACGAGCAUCCCGUUUGUUCAGAAAUCUGGGUUCAAACCAUGGACUGGAAAAUAAAGAUGGACGUGGCCUCUCCGCUUCCUCCCGUUGAACAAAGCUGAAGCUCAGAUAUAAAAAAAUGCGGCCGUCUUGCACUUUUGACUUGAUUUGGAGCCGGAGUCUGGGCAGUACUGGUUGUACUGGAGCCGAGGCGUCGAGGUCCUACCGAUGCACUCGCUCAACCAAUCGCAAUCAUGACGUUUCACCUUAUUUUUAUAGCAUCAAAUAAAACAGUUCAACAAGCAUGUGUGAUAAGAGCUACCUAAAACAACCUAUUUUAAUCCAUGUUCCAUCCACUAACACAGAGGAGGCGGAGACCUUAUACUGCAGCCAACCACCAGGGGGCGAUCAAGACCCUUUUGAGCAGUCAUGUAGUCCAUCUUUAUAUAAAGUCUACGUUUCAAACUUACCUGUUACAAGUCGACCUAACAGCAAAAAUAGCUCAGUCUAAAAAGCCAUGUAUUCUCAUGUUCUCGACAUUUAGUGUUUUCUCAAAACACGUUUUAUAAACACUAAUCACUAAAGUUGUCAGUGUGCGUUUAUGGUGUCUUAUCCUAUCCACAGGUUUUUAUCCUUGUUUUUUUAAUAUUUAAACACUCAAGAAUCGAAAUGAUUUGUCAACAUGCCCACUACGUUUAGAAUGUUCUUUCCUCGUCAUGUGACCUGGAAACUGCAUGUUCAGAAACCAUCAGUCGGCUCCUUGUGGUCAUUCAGUCUUUUGUCCACAGGGUGUUCGAGCAGAGAUCGUCAGGUUUACUGACUGUAGAUCUCACUUGAAAUGUCGAACUAGAUGUUCUUUCAAUUCAGGAACUCUCUGAGUCCCUGUUAAAUAUGUAAUAUCUGCGUUUUCUGUAAAUCGAGUUGAGAUGUACGUCUUCUCUUCAUAGCGAGUGUCUGUGGCCACACGUGUGCUGGUGGGGGUAGAUUAAUGUGUUUUUUAAAACGUCUCAUCCUAUUGGCAGUGAUUUUUCAAAGCGUCCACUCCCUUUGUCCAACCUUAAGCUCGUCUCUUAGGCCACGUUCUGUCCUCUCCUGACCCACAAGUGCAGAUUUAGAAAUAAUGUGCAUUAACAUUUAUCCAGACGUGUGUGUUUUUGGCUGCAUUUGAAAAUUAAGGAUUAUCAUCCGUUUGAUUACAUCCACAUUUAAUAGCCCUGACAUCUCAAUUCUCUGUGCAUUGACACUACAAAACACAAGGGGGCAUCGCUCCCUUCUGCCACCUUUUUCCUCCUUCUCGCCUUUCUGUCUCUCACGCCGUAUAGUAUUAAUAUUGUUGUUGUUAUUCUUAUUUUUAUCAUUACACACCAGCAAAAGGUCACUGAGUUUGAAGAAUGAAUAUGCAAAAUGUUUUUUCUUUUCUCCUGUUCUCAGUUAUGAAGGAUCAGUCGUUAAAGUAUUAUUUUUUUGUAACUAAUGUAAAAACACAAACAUUUUAUAGAAAUUGUACAGUUUUUUUUUCUGCUUUUUUGGGGGGGUGGAAGUUUUUCCUUUCAGGAAAAAAAAAAAAAAGAGAGUGGGGUGUCAUCUGUCAACGUGUAGUACUCAACCGUGCCUGCUCAUGUUGUGGUCUUACCGGGUUUCCAGAUGAAGAUAUAUAUGAUUAUAUAUGAAGAUAACACGAGUCUCAGACUCCAGAUUUGAUGAAGAUGUUUGUCGAGUACAUAUAUUUUUUUUUUGUUCUAAAAAUACAGAUGCGUAUGCCUUUUAAUGUGUUCUUUUUUUUCUUGUAUUACUGCUUAAUUUUAUUGAUUUUCUGCUCUCUCUCCUACCACCUGUGGCGCAGAGUCGCAUUUUACGCUCAUUCUUUCGACUGACGGUAAAACCUUACGUGCAUUUUUUGCUGCAAAUUUAAUUUGCGCUGUGCCAUUUUUUGUUGUUGUUGAAGUACUUCACCUAUUCGUCUGAUAUUGUGUCACAACCGAAGUGUGCCAUUUAAUAAUUGUCCAUAUGAAGGAGUUUGAGACGAAUCAGCAAAAAUGAAGUUGAGAGGAACAUCAAGCCUCGUCUUUGUUCUCUGAUGUGUUUGUUCGCCUCCAGUGUCGGGAGCAGCAGUGCAUGUCCUGCUGCUCUGUUUUCUGACUGUAAAAAUGCAUUUAUUUUAAAAAUAAUAAAGUAAUUUUUAUUUAAA
Messenger RNA from Pleuronectes platessa (European plaice), 5318 nucleotides. RefSeq names its product FERM domain containing kindlin 2 (gene fermt2). Gene Ontology annotation, molecular function: integrin binding. NCBI's taxonomy places the organism in Eukaryota, Metazoa, Chordata, Actinopteri, Pleuronectiformes, Pleuronectidae. Gene Ontology annotation, biological process: cell-matrix adhesion; integrin-mediated signaling pathway. Gene Ontology annotation, cellular component: focal adhesion; extrinsic component of cytoplasmic side of plasma membrane. The coding region runs from base 210 to 2243 and encodes 677 amino acids. The transcript is spliced from 15 exons. The record is from RefSeq and is a predicted model, not a curated record.